UGUCCAUCUCUCUGUCUUUCCAUUCCUUCUGUUUGCAGGUAGACACAUUUCAAUGGGUGAGGCCCACUGAGCCAGUCAACCCUACACAGCUCCUCCACCCCUCACCCAGGCCCUCAUAUACGUCACCCCUCCUCCUUGUGUCAGCCAACAUGACUUCCACCAGCCCAUUGCUGGGUUUGGCGGAGGUGGGGCUGAGGUGUGACCAGGAGAUUGAGAGGAGAUAUGAGAUUGUGCCCUCGGUGGUCUGCUCCAUGUGUUGCCUCUUUGGAAUCAUCUAUUGCUUCUUUGGCUAUCGAUGCUUCAAGGCCGUAUUGUUUCUGACAGGCCUAAUGUUUGGCUCUGUGGUCAUCUUCAUGCUGUGCUACAAAGAGAGGGUGAUGGACACUCAGCUGAGCGUAGAGGCAUCAGUGGGCAUCGGCCUGGGCAUCGGGACCCUGUGUGGUCUGGUGACAAUGUUGGUCCGCAGUGUUGGACUGUUUAUGGUGGGCCUGCUGCUAGGCCUGCUGGUUGGGGUGGCUUCACUGGUGGUUAUGGAAGAGUUCUACCACCCCAAAACAGUGUGGGUUCCCCUGGGUAUCCUCCUCGGCUCUGGGACAUUAUUUGCCGUCCUCACUCUUCAAUGGCAGCGCUGCUUUGUCACCUUCUCCACAGCUACUUUUGGCUCUGCCAUCAUCACUGUCACCGUGGAUUACUUUAUAGAGCUAUUCGCCUUGGUACACUACAUCUACGAGAGACUACGGGUGGCACCAAAGAAGCCAGUGUGCUGGUUUACUUGGGUCAUAUUGGGAGUGUGGCCUGUCCUGGCCUUCCUCGGAGUACUGAUCCAAUGGAAAGUCACUGCGGAGGGAUUUUCUCACACAGAAGUGGUUUUGAGUCGACAGCAGCGGAGGGUCCAGCUCAUGCGGAUCCGACAGCGGGAAGAGAGGCUGAAAAAGGAGAAGGAGAACAAGAAGAAGAAGAAACGACAGAACCUGAAGACCAGCCACAAGCAGAAAGCCCGCACCCAUCACCAUCAGCAGUACCAUCACCCAGCAGCAUCCCACCCUCACCACCAAGCCCAGAGCUCUCAGCCUCCUAAAGUACCUCCUCCUCCUCAGACUGAACCUGGCUACCACCGCAAGGCCAACCCUAAGAGACGCUUUGAUGGAGAUGUGCUGUCACCAAGCUACAUCAGGAGUUUCAGGGACAGGCAAACAGACAGACGAGCAUACUCCCACAGUCGAAUAAUGAACCGCUCCCGCAUGGGCGAACUCGACUACGACUGCGGCUCUCAAGUGCCCCUCACGGCCCCCAGUGGACCCCCGGUUCGCAUCUGAGACAGCAACAGGCACAUGUGCACCUCCAGCCACUCAAACAAACAAGAAUAACCAA
Molecule: messenger RNA, 1371 nt
Organism: Scatophagus argus
Lineage: Eukaryota; Metazoa; Chordata; Actinopteri; Scatophagidae
Gene: tmem198aa
Product: transmembrane protein 198a
Exons: 6
Coding region: 150-1316 (388 amino acids)
Biological process (GO): positive regulation of canonical Wnt signaling pathway
Cellular component (GO): plasma membrane; cytoplasmic vesicle
Source: RefSeq, a predicted model, not a curated record